This is a messenger RNA of Saccharomyces kudriavzevii IFO 1802, 4695 nucleotides long. It is a transcript of the gene PDR10, whose product is annotated as ATP-binding cassette multidrug transporter PDR10. Gene Ontology annotation, cellular component: membrane. The transcript has a single exon. Lineage: Eukaryota; Fungi; Ascomycota; Saccharomycetes; Saccharomycetales; Saccharomycetaceae. Bases 1 to 4695 code for a protein of 1564 amino acids. The record is from RefSeq and is a predicted model, not a curated record. Gene Ontology annotation, biological process: xenobiotic detoxification by transmembrane export across the plasma membrane. Gene Ontology annotation, molecular function: ABC-type transporter activity; ATP hydrolysis activity; ATP binding.
AUGUCGUCAGAACUCUCGAACUCAAACGCAAGUUUGAAUGAAGAAAAUGCUGACUCCUCGGGGUAUGCGCUCAGGGAAUCGCAUCCGUACGGAGGCCUCGACGAGGCUGCUCAGCGAGAAAUAAAGGAGCUGGCAAGAACGUUAACAAGCCAAUCUUCCAUUUUAUCUAAGGGAAAAAACCUUGCUCUGAGAGGCGAUCCGAAUACGAUUGCUGCUUCUUCUUCCUCAUCAAACAAGUCCCUUUUUGCUACCGACAUCAAAGGUGUCAACCCAAUACUUUUGGAUGUGAAUGACCCAGAUUAUGACGAGUCAUUAGACCCUCAAUCGGACAAUUUCUCCAGUGUCAGAUGGGUACGAAAUAUGGCCCAAGUAUGUGAAAAUGACUUGGAUUUCUACAAACCGUUCUCAUUAGGGUGUGCGUGGAAGAAUUUGAGUGCCACCGGUGAUUCUGCUGAUAUAUCGUACCAAGGAACGUUUGGUAACAUGCCCAUCAAACUAUUGAAGAUGGGUUGGAGGUGCAUCUCUCGUCAUAUUUUUCAUCGGCAGAACAGUAAAAACAAAGAGAAUGGCUCCACUUUCCAAAUCUUGAAGCCGAUGGACGGAUGCGUUGAUCCCGGAGAACUAUUAGUUGUCCUCGGGAGGCCAGGUGCAGGCUGCACUACGUUACUAAAGUCUAUAUCUGUAAACACACAUGGGUUCAAGCUCUCGCCGGAUACCAGGAUUACAUACAAUGGCUUUUCUAACAAAGAAAUCAAAAACCAUUAUCGCGGUGAAGUGGUCUAUAAUGCAGAGUCUGAUAUACAUAUUCCGCAUUUGACAGUAUACCAAACUCUAUACACGGUGGCAAGAUUGAAGACCCCGAGAAACAGAAUCAAAGGCGUUGACAGGGACACGUUUGCCAAACAUGUCACCGAGGUGGCAAUGGCUACGUAUGGGCUAACUCACACCGUGGACACAAAGGUGGGCAACGACUUCAUACGUGGUGUAUCGGGCGGCGAAAGGAAAAGAGUUUCCAUUGCUGAAGUGUCCAUAUGUGGCUCAAAGUUUCAAUGCUGGGAUAAUGCUACCAGAGGUCUAGAUUCGGCUACUGCGCUGGAAUUCAUCAAAGCUUUGAAGAUACAGGCCUCUAUAACAAAGUCUACAGCAACCGUGGCCAUUUACCAAUGCUCUAGAGAUGCUUACGAUCUGUUCGAUAAGGCUUGCGUUCUUUACGAUGGUUAUCAGAUAUAUUUUGGCCCCAGCAAAGGCGCUAAACAAUACUUCCAAAGAAUGGGUUAUGUUUGUCCUGAAAGGCAAACGACCGCAGACUACCUGACAUCUAUCACUAGUCCUUCAGAACGAAUCAGAGACCAAAACAUGCUUAAGCACGGAAUUGUGAUUCCGCAAGCGGCCUACGAUAUGAACCAAUACUGGCUACAAUCAGAAGAAUACAAGCAACUACAAACACAAGUGAGCCACCAUUUGGGCACUGAUAAUUCCCAACAAAGGGAACGAAUAAGGAAUGCGCAUGUUGCAAAACAAUCUAAGAGAGCGCGGCCUUCUUCCCCUUAUACGGUAAGUUUUUUUAUGCAAGUCAAGUAUCUACUAUUCAGGGACUUUUGGAGAAUUAAAAAUGAUCCAAGUAUUCAAUUGUUUACCGUUUUGAGCCAUGCAGCAAUGGCUCUUAUUUUGGGAUCCAUGUUUUAUAAAGUAAUGCUUUCUCCGACUACAACGACGUUCUAUUUCCGAGGCGCGGCUAUCUUCUUCGCUAUUUUAUUUAAUGCUUUUUCAUCACUUUUGGAGAUUUUUUCACUUUAUGAGACAAGACCUAUCACCGAAAAGCACAAGACUUAUUCAUUAUAUCGUCCAAGUGCUGACGCCUUCGCAUCAACAUUUUCUGAAGUUCCGACAAAGUUGGCCACAGCAGUGACUUUCAAUAUACCGUAUUAUUUUUUGGUUAAUUUGAGAAGAGAUGCUGGCGCCUUUUUCUUUUACCUUUUGAUCAAUGUCGUAACUGUUUUUGCUAUGUCACACUUGUUUAGAUGUAUUGGGUCUGUAUCAAAAACUUUACCCGAGGCAAUGGUUCCCGCAUCCGUUCUUCUUCUGGCUUUUGCAAUGUACACUGGAUUUGCAAUCCCAAGAGUCCAAAUGCUUGGUUGGUCAAAGUGGAUUUCGUAUAUUAACCCAUUGUCUUUCCUUUUCGAGUCUCUAAUGAUUAAUGAGUUCCACGGUAGGGAUUUUCCAUGUGCCCAGUUUAUACCUAGUGGGCCCAAUUAUGCGAACGCCACAGGCAACGAAGUAAUCUGUUCAGCUCUCGGCGCUAUUCCAGGUAAUGAUUAUGUGAGUGGCGAUGAUUUCAUUCGGACAAAUUACGGUUUUCAGCAUAAGCAUAAAUGGCGGUCUCUUGGUAUUGGAUUGGCUUACAUUAUCUUCUUUUUGAUUCUGUAUCUAUUCAUCUGUGAAUAUAAUGAAGGGGCAAAGCAAAAAGGUGAAAUGUUGGUAUUCCCCCACAGUGUGAUCAAAAGAAUGAAGAAAAAGGGUUUUGUCUCCUUAAAAGAAAAGGAAAAUUCUUCUGCAACGUCGACACCUGAUGCCGAGAAGGAUUUAGAGAUAAACAACGACUCAAGUGUCACUGAUACAAGAUUUUUGCGUGAUUCAGACGCGGCUGUGAUGGGCAACAACAACAUUAUGGUAAAUAAACAAUUUCCUUCUCCCUCGUCUUCAGCGUCUCGAAGCGAUAGCUCUAGCAAAAGUAAUGAUAUUGAACUGUCCAAAUCGCAAGCGAUUUUUCAUUGGAAAAACUUAUGCUACGAUAUUUCGAUCAAGAAAGGAAAGAGAAGAAUUUUGAAUAAUGUUGAUGGCUGGGUAAAACCUGGUACAUUGACUGCCCUAAUUGGGGCAUCUGGAGCAGGUAAGACAACGUUGUUAGACUGUCUUGCGGAAAGAACCACGAUGGGCUUAAUUACUGGUGAUGUGUUUGUAGAUGGAAGACCUCGAGAUGAAUCCUUCCCCAGAUCAAUCGGCUAUUGUCAGCAGCAGGAUUUACAUUUGAAAACUGCUACUGUAAGAGAAUCAUUAAGAUUUUCUGCAUAUCUACGCCAGGCCGAUGACGUCUCCAUUGAGGAGAAAGACAAAUACGUUGAAGAAGUCAUUGAAAUACUGGAUAUGAAACUUUAUGCUGAUGCUAUAGUAGGCGUGCCCGGUGAGGGCUUGAAUGUAGAACAAAGAAAGAGAUUAACUAUUGGAGUAGAGCUAGCCGCUAAACCUAAGCUGCUAGUUUUUCUAGAUGAACCGACGUCAGGACUAGAUUCUCAAACUGCGUGGUCAACCUGUCAAUUAAUGAAAAAAUUGGCUGCUCAUGGGCAAGCAAUUUUAUGUACAAUCCAUCAACCCUCUGCUCUCUUGAUGCAAGAGUUCGAUAGGCUGCUAUUUUUACAAGAUGGUGGACAAACUGUUUAUUUUGGAGAACUGGGUGAAAACUGUAAGACCAUGAUUAACUACUUUGAAGCUCACGGUGCUCAUAAAUGCCCUCCGGAUGAUAAUCCUGCAGAAUGGAUGUUGGAAAUUGUCGGUGCGGCACCAGGAAGCCACGCCAGCCAGGAUUAUUUCUCCAUCUGGAGAAAUUCUGAAGAAUAUAAAGAAAUGCAGAAAGAAUUGGAAUGGAUGGAACAGGAACUGCCUAAAAGAACAGAAGGCUCAUCAAAUCAAGAACAAAAGGAAUUCGCCACCUCAACUCUGUAUCAAAUCAAGUUGGUCAGCUCCCGAUUAUUCCAUCAAUAUUGGAGAACUCCAUUCUACCUGUGGUCAAAAUUCUUUCUAGCAAUUGUAUCCGAAUUAUUUAUAGGCUUUACUUUUUUUAAAGUAGACACAUCAUUACAAGGCUUACAGAACCAAAUGCUAGCCAUUUUCAUGUUUACGGUUGUCUUCAAUCCAAUACUACAGCAAUACUUACCCCUUUUCGUACAGCAGAGGGAUCUUUAUGAAGCUAGAGAAAGACCGUCGAGAACAUUUUCGUGGAAAGCAUUUAUUGUGUCACAGAUUCUCGUAGAGGUCCCUUGGAAUUUGCUAGCCGGAACGUUGGCUUUCUUCGUCUACUAUUAUCCGGUUGGAUUCUACAGGAAUGCCUCCUACGCAAACCAGCUUCAUGAACGAGGUGCAUUAUUUUGGUUGUUCGCAUGCGCAUUUUACGUCUACAUUAGUUCAAUGGGCUUAUUAGUGAUUUCUUGUAUUGAAAUUGCAGAAAACGCUGCCAACCUUGCGUCACUGCUAUUUAUUAUGUCAUUAUCAUUCAGCGGUGUUUUGGCUACUUCAAAUGUUUUACCAAGGUUUUGGAUAUUCAUGUAUAGAGUUUCACCUCUAACAUACUUCAUUGAUGCUUUACUGUCUGUUGGGCUGGCCAAUGCUAGAGUAGUUUGUUCCGCAGAGGAACUUUUAAGGAUAUAUCCACCGAGUGGUAUGACUUGCUCGGAGUAUAUGGAGCCCUACAUCCAGUCUGCUGGAACGGGGUACCUUGUUGACGGGAGUUCAGAAACGGAAUGUCAAUUUUGUCAAUUUAGUUCUACAAAUGAUUAUCUGGACACCGUAAGUUCUUCUUAUUCACGGAGAUGGAUGAAUUACGGAAUUUUUUGUGCGUAUAUAGUCUUUGACUAUAUUGCUGCAAUAUUUUUAUAUUGGCUAGCGAGAGUGCCUAAAAAGAGCAAGAAACUGAAGAAAUGA